Molecule: messenger RNA, 3027 nt
Organism: Salarias fasciatus (jewelled blenny)
Lineage: Eukaryota; Metazoa; Chordata; Actinopteri; Blenniiformes; Blenniidae
Product: transmembrane protein 248
Exons: 6
Coding region: 1255-2091 (278 amino acids)
Source: RefSeq, a predicted model, not a curated record
GCGGUUUGUUAGCGGCAUUACACUGAGAGUAACGUGGAGUUGUGAGGGGAGUGACACGUCUGCUGUUGCCUUGUAUCUGCAUAUGUCAUUGUUAUAUUACUUAGAUUUUGCUCUACGAAUGCAUUAAUCUUAAGCAGAGCACAAGCGGGAAUGUUGCUGUCAUUUUUGACAUUAUUCAUGGGGAAAUCCAUCGGUAUUGGGGUUGUUUUGAGCCCUCUAGAAAGGCACAGGACCUGUAAUUUAAGAAAAUAUACAUUUAUGCGAAUCCUCGCGGGGCCUUUCAGUCCUGAAUGAAACAUGCUUCGUGUUUUAGAUUAUGACAGCAGACACUGUCAAACUGAGACAAAAAGUAAUUAUCAAAAGCUUUCCUCUAACCAUAGCUGACUGUAACAUUGUUAUUGUUGUCAUAGAUAUAUUUGUGCUUUCUUAUGGUUUGACAUUUUACACUGCGUGUCUUGAAAAAGAGCACACAUGUUGCAGACCUUGAAGUCAUGAGAUCCGCAUUACAGUCAAAAAUGUGCAACGCUUUUUUGUGAAUAUCCAAGUUGAUGUCUCUCAUUUUCCUGUAGUAUAUAUCUCAAAAUGUUUUUAUUUUUUCUUCUUUGUCUUCACAUCAAUCUGACCCACAAUAGAAAUUUUCAUUGUCAAAAUUAGUUCAUUUACAUAAUAAAAAAAAUACAAUUCCAGCUAAAAGAAAUAAUGGUUUCAGAGGUUUCUUGUUAAUUAUUGAUGUAAAAUGAAAGGAAAGCAAUUCAGUUCAUUUUGAGACUCAUUCUUGCCUAAAAAAUCCAGAGUUUAUGCCUAUGAAAACAUCUUUACCUUGCAAAAUUUAAAAGGACAAACUGAAACAAAGUGAGCUUUAAAAUUCUGCAAGUAAAUCAUCCAUUUGUGUUCACGUAUGUUUUGACUUCCCUUCAAGCAAUAUUGGCUUAUUUGACCUGAACUGUUUUGCUAAAACAAUUCAUCCAUUCUACAUUGCCUGUCCCAUUGAAUACCACUGGAGGCAACAGUGGGUGAGGGCAGAGUACACCCUGGGCAGGUCAGUGAGAUUCUCAACAUAAUAUACAGUAUUCUGGAAAAAAAAAUAGUCCAUAAAAGGUUUCUUCAAGGUGAACACUUCUGUCUACUAACAACAUUUAGCUACAAUCCAUCAAGGUUUUGUUUUAUGUCAAUCAGACAAAAGCUGUUUUCAGUGAUGUGAGUUUGUUGUCUUCAGCUUCCAGCUUUCUGCAGCCCAGCUGUUUGUGGAGUCUGAUGAUGGGACUCUGGCAGCCGGUGACUAACCUUAGAGAUUAUGUAUCCCACAAUCCUCCAGCCUUUACUUUUUUCCUGGGUCUGUUGACUCUGGCCAUGUCGUUCAUCUGCCUGGGCUCUUACAGCCACACUCACACUCUGCCAAAUCCCGACACAUCUAAGGACUGGAACCACCUGCUGUCCUCCUUAUCCCAGUUCCAACUGUGUGAGAAAGCAAAUGAAAGCUCACCUGAGUUAAACUCCUCAGUUCCUUCUUCUCUGAUGGAACAAGAAAAGGAUGAAAAGGCUUCGGUUAACGUGACAAAGAGACCUUCCUCCAUCUUAACCUUGCACCUCAGGGUUCCUCUGACUGUGACUAUAAAACCACCAAGUGAUUCACCUAAAGAUCUCCAUCUGCACACGACUUUGAGAGCCAGUCUGCUUAAUAUUGGAGGUGAAGAAAAUGUGACUUUGACACUUGAAGUUCUGGCUGGAAACAGUACUCGCACCUGCCUCACCAUAAGCGCCCCAGCACACCUCCUACCAAUGAGUCUGCGUCCUCCGGAGUGUCCUGCAUCAGAGAAAAAUAUUUCUCAGAUUCACGCAGAAGCGAGUGAACAGCUGCUGACAGAAUCACAGGCUUGCUACAGCCUGCACUUCAAGAACGACCCGACACUUACAGUCAUGUUAACACAGGAAGAGCAGAGUAUGGCUGUGCGACAUCUCUUUGAAGUUGGCAUCUUUCUGCUGGUAAUCUGUGUGUUACUCUGUUUAACUGUGAGUUUGACACAUUCACUCACUCGACGCCAGGAAUGGAAAGGACUGGAUCUUCAAAAUGAGCCCUUGAUUGACAGCUGACCAUUGUCAUCCCCUGCAUCCUGAAGAGAUGAGAUGCGUUUAAUGUUCCUACUUACCUCUUUUUGUAAAAGCAGCCCUGAGGUAGCACAAGUAUUCAUAUAAACAUGGAUAGAGUAUUGUCUUUCACUCUGAAAGAAGCUUGCAUAAGCUUGAGAAAUUAUCAGUAUCAUUGUCACCAGGAAAAUUUCUCAGUUGUUCUGAAGUUAAUGCGUACCGGUGAUCAUUUGAAGAAUAUUUCCAAUGUCCUGCAUCCAUCUUCUGUCAUUUUUCUUUCCAACUUUUUAUUUGUGCAAUAUGUAGUAUGAAUAUUUUUGAAAGUGUAAGAAAGGGUUGUAACUUCUAAAGGGAUUAUGUUGCCAUUGACACACUUCUUCCUGUAAUGCCUGGAUUGAUGUGCAUUCCAAGACUAAUUUUAGUGCACAGAAGUACACCAAUAGAGUUUUACAAAACAUACUUAUGAUCUAUUUGUGUAUCCCAGAGUAAAUGAAAUCAAAUAUUUCAUAUUUUUCUAAAUGGAAAUUAUUCUGUUUUCGCAAGAGUGUAGUUUUAAAACGUGAUUUUGUUGCGAUAUUUAUGUUUACCUACUUUUUUUGGGACCAAAGAGUGGUAACUGUUUUUAACACUGUUUCAAGUUACAUAGUAUCUCCAUUUACAGGCUUUGUUUACAAUGUGACCUCUGGUUUGUACAACUUCAUGAAUCACUGUUAGCAUUGUAGUGAGAAUUUUCAAAAGUGAAUUCUAAACAACCUAACUGGACAUCUCGCAAAGGCAGAAUGAUUACAUGGAAACAAUAAGUCGACUAAUCUCAUCUGUGCUGCUCAGAAACAGAGGAUCCAAGUCAUCUAGGUUUUAAACAUUGUUUCAAUUGCUGUAGCAAGAAUAAACAACAAUGACAAUUAUUAAUUGUUUGUGUUUUGACUCAGUGUUCCACAAUAC